CUGAGCUUCAGCAAAGUUCAACUUGCCGCAUGGAGCCAAUGUGGUUCUUAAAGACUCUGCAGGAGUUGAUGUUGAUGCUGAUAUUUUUGAUGAGCUUGUGAGAACAUCUAAGGUGUCCUUCAAAAUUUUGGAUGGUGAUAAAUCAGAUACUGUUCCCGCAAGCUGAGACCGAUUUCUCCGAGCCCUCAUGCCCUGAGUUGUCAUUUUCAUCAGUGGAAUCAGAAAGUUCAGAUUCCACAGUGAUUCCACAAUCUUCAAAGGCAUGCAAAAAGCGAUUCUUAGAAGAACCUUCUGACUGCAAUGUGUCAAAAGAUCUAGUUCAUGCAGUGCUGCACUCAAAACCAGGAGGUUCUGAUAUAUUGAAGGAGUACGAACAAACUAAGAGCCUGUCUGACAAGACUCGAAGGAAGCUGGUAAACAUCCUUGUGGCUGAUAUGGUAGAGAAGUAUGGGAGAGUUCCACCAGUCAGUGUCCGUGUAAGCUAUGCUCUUGGAAUCAUUACUCUAUUCCCCAAUUUAAAGGAUAAGUGCUCACCGACUGGUUAUGAACAGUACUACGAUCCACGCAGUGGCCAGGGUUACAUUGCCUACAGAUUGAAAACUGUUCAGCACAACUCUGUAAAUAACUUGAAGGGGGCAUCAAAGGUGGUUUACCAAGAUGGUCCUAAGACUUUGCGUGAGACAUCUUCAACAACUGAGCAACUGUCAGGUGACGAAUGCACAGAAGCUAUAUCCAUGAUGAAGCAUUCAGCGGACGCACCAAUUAUUAAGGAUAAAAUGAAGACAACAUUCAAGUACAGGCAGAAUUUGCUACAUGAUCCAGACAAAUCUUCACUCAUCCUUGAUUACUUUCCCCGAUUUUUGGAUACACCAGGCUUGAUUGACCAAGACUUUACUAUGCUUUUUGGAGAUGACAUCUCAAGCAAGUUUAUUGCAAAAUGGCCAACAUUCUACAAGCCAAGAAUAAUUGCUGACUGCAAAAACCUGCACCCUGGUGCACAUGUGGAUGACCUUCUGUCUGCUCUGGAGGAGACUGAUUAUGCGCCAUCUAGAGACAUACUACAGACUACAGCGCUUGAAAGACAUGCUGUUAUAUCAGCAUGCCACGUUACUGAGGGGAAAAGUUCAAAGACAAGAGAUGAAGCUCCAUGAUUCCAGAGAAGGACAUAGAGAUCAGAAGCUUGUCAGCCUUCAGAGGGCCACCAGACCAACCCUCACACACGAUGAUGCAUACCUGAGGUGUCUGCCUAAAACAUGCUACUAUCUGGUUCUGGAACUGCAGAAACAGCUAAAACGACUCGGGUGUCUUCAGAGCAGCAGGGAACAGGAGGUCUUCAGGGUUUGGACAGAACAACACAGAAGCACAUGUCAACUUGAGAAGCAACUACAAGCAGUGGAUGCCAGUCUCAGUAAGAGUGGGUGGAGGAGGGGUGAACGCUUUCCAACAGCAGGGCAAACAGAGUUGGGGACAAGACGAAACUGAGCUCAUGUUUCCUGAGGGAAGUGCCAAAUCACAGCGUCUCUGAUCCCAGUAAGCAGCAGUGAGACAAACACACCUG
Sinocyclocheilus grahami is the source of this 1558-nucleotide messenger RNA. RefSeq lists its product as uncharacterized. Lineage: Eukaryota; Metazoa; Chordata; Actinopteri; Cypriniformes; Cyprinidae. The transcript has 10 exons. The record is from RefSeq and is a predicted model, not a curated record. The coding region runs from base 132 to 1151 and encodes 339 amino acids.